AUGGCAACAAGGGAUUACGGAGGAUGUUUUCCUGGUCUAGACGAUAUCUUGUUGGAUGGGAAUAAAUAUGUGUGUAAGCUAGAGCCUAAAUGGGUGAAGAAAGCCAAGGAGGAGUUACAUGAAGAUCCCAAGGAACGAGACGCAGCUGUGGAUCAGUUUAGACAGUGGAUAAAACAGCAACCACAUUAUUCUGUCUGCACAGAUACGAAUUUUCUGCUGCAAUUCCUGAGAAGGUGCAAGUUCAGUCAGCUUGAAGCUAGGACGAUGUUUGAUAUCUUCCACAGCAAGAUCUACAAUCUAAUCCCCUCUUGGAUGUGUAACAUUGACACCAAGACUUCUGCAAUGAAGAAGCUAUUCAGAGAUAUGCCAAUGGUUCUACUGCCAGACAGAGACAGUGAGGGGCGCAGGAUAAUUCUAUGGAGAGCGGGUGGUUACCAGACCGGAAAGGAUUGUGGGUACACAAAUGAAGACCUUUUUGGUUAUGUUGGAUGUUUGUUCAUGUGUAUGAUGAGAGAAGAGGUGACUCAGGUUAAUGGAGUUGUAAUUCUUCAAGAUGGAACUGGACAAACCUUGAAGCAUACUACUUUCUUUGGAAUUGAAAACGUGAAAAAUGGGCCUGGGCUAUUCUACAACAAUUUUCCCGCCCGUAUCAAGGAUGUAUUCAUGUACAACAUGGGGACCGUCAUGGAGGCGUUUAUGGCCAUCAUUUGGCCUUUCAUAUCAAAUAAAAUAAAGGAAAGGUUCAGCUACUAUUCUAAUUUAGAGGAACUUUAUAAGAAGAUGCCUAUGGAGUUAUUUCCAAAGGAGUACCUACCAGAUGACUACACAGGUCCUCAUGCUGGGACUCUCAGCCAGAUAUCUACCUACUGGUAUGAGCGCGUGACGUCACCAGAGCUUCACAAAAGAAUCAAGACAUUGAGCACUGAACAGUUCAAAGUUGACGAGAAGAAACGACCGAAAAAAGGACAAGACGAAGUUGCAAGCUUCAGAAAACUCAACAUUGACUAAAAUAUGUUUGAAUUAAACACGCUGCAUGCAAUCGGCAAUCUAACGUAAUGGAAAUCCAUGCCCAUCAAUCCCUGUUGAUCAUCAAAGUUAUUAUCAAACAUUUUAUUGAAUAAAAUAUUGGCCAAAAAAUUGGUCCAUGAAAAUUACAUGCGGGCCAAGAAUAAAUUGGGUUGAUGGUUGGGUUGAGAAUUAUCUAACCAGAGACAUUUAAACAUCUUUUUGACGUAUCUAACUAGUGCUCUUUUCACGCAAGGUUAAUGUCUGAAGGACACGGCUGCAUUCUAGCUGACACACUAUUUGCUUGCUUCACGUUGAUCUAAUAUUAUGAUUGUUUACAUUAACAUAUUCAUUUCUUAUGAGGGAAAAAGAUUGAAUAAAAUUAGUUUAUUAGUUUUAAAGCAAAA
Owenia fusiformis is the source of this 1412-nucleotide messenger RNA. NCBI's taxonomy places the organism in Eukaryota, Metazoa, Annelida, Polychaeta, Sabellida, Oweniidae. The record is from the annotation of a GenBank genome assembly.